ACUUAUUAAAGGAAGUUAGCCAGCUAACAUAGUAAUAUUAAAAUAACAAAAUUGUCCUCAAGUAUACACUUGCAAAAUUUCCCUUAUAAAUUAUCAUCAAGUAAAGUAGAUUAGAUAGUACUGAAGCAACACAAAACAAACUUUAUUUCAAUGUAAUUAAGCUGCAAAAUGGAAGUUCCAUUACUUUUUUUAGCACUCUUCAUCUUUUCCCUCUCAAUUACAUUAAAACUUCUUAAGAAAAAAACACCAACAAAUUUACCACCAGGACCUCCAAAGUUACCCUUAAUUGGUAACCUCCACCAAUUAGCAUGGAAAGCCACCGUCCCCCACCGCCGCCUCGCCGAGCUAGCGAAAGUUUACGGCCCUAUCAUGCACCUUCGCCUAGGGGAAAUCUCCGCCGUUGUCAUAUCAUCGGCGGAGUUGGCGAAGGAGGUGAUGAAGACUCAUGACGCUGUUUUUUGUAAUAGGCCGCCACUUAUGGUGGCAAAAGAGUUUUUUUAUGACUCUACGGACAUUGGUUUGGCUCCCUACGGUGAAUACUGGCGGCAAGUGCGGAAGAUCUCGGUGCUUGAGCUGUUUACGGCGAAGAGGGUGGAAUCGUUUCGGCCGAUCAGGGAAGAAGAAGUGGCGAAUCUUAUGGAGUUGCUGAAGUUGGACGAAGGAUCCGUGGUUAACCUUAGCAAGAAACUCUUUGGCCUCACGUUCAACAUCACAUCUAGGUUAGCGUUGAGUAGGAAAGGCAAAGACCAAGAAGAAUUCCAAGCUCUUACAGUUGCUGUGUCACAGGCUGCUGCUGGUUUCUCUAUUGCAGACGUAUAUCCUUCGGCGAAAUUGCUUCAUUCAAUAAGUGGGAUGAAGAAAAAAUUCAAAGAGCUUGUUGAAGAAGCCAAUAGGAUACUUGAUCCUAUAAUUGAUGAGCACAAGUUUAAGAAGAAAGAUGGUAAAGACGAUGAAGAUUUGGUGGAUGUUCUUCUUAAGUUUCACAAGGACAACGUCAAAGAUCCUAAUGACUUCUUUUUGACUACAGAUAAUAUUAAGGCAGUUGUAUUGGAGCUUUUUGGUGCCGGAAGUGAGACCUCCUCGACGGCAAUAGAAUGGACAAUGUCUGAACUACUAAAGAACCCAAAAGCAAUGGAGAAGGCACAAGUAGAGGUGCGACGAGUAUAUCAAGGACAAUCGAUAGUUGAUGAGACAAAACUACACGAGCUCACUUACUUGAAACUAGUAAUUAAAGAAACAUUGCGACUGCAUCCUCCACUGCCUCUUUUAUCCCCUAGACAAUCUAGGAGAGAUGUCAAGUUCAUUUAUGACAUACCUUUUGAAACUCGAGUCCUUAUUAAUGCAUGGGCUAUCGGAAGAGAUCCUGAAUAUUGGUCGGAGCCUGAAAGAUUCAAUCCAGAAAGAUUUGAAGAUUGUACGAUAGACUAUAAAGGAACAAAUUUUGAGCUAAUUCCAUUUGGUGCAGGGAGAAGAAUGUGCCCUGGUAUAGCACUUGGUAUAGCAAAUGUUGAGCUCCCAUUAGCUAUGCUAUUAUACCAUUUUGAUUGGAAACUACCUCCUGUUAUUGAAAGACCUGAAGAUUUAGACAUGGAUGAAUCUUUUGGCAUAACAAUUAGAAGGAAAAAUGAAUUGCAUGUAAUUCCUACUUUAAAGUGAGAUAUUUGUAACGAAAUUAACAUGAGUUUUUCAUUAAUGAAAUCCAAAUUCCAACAUAAUAAGUGUAGCUCAUAGAUGAAUUGACACCUUCAUUUUCAUACUUUUUAUGUUCUUUUUUAGUUGCAA
This is a messenger RNA of Beta vulgaris subsp. vulgaris (sugar beet), 1782 nucleotides long. Its product is annotated as desmethyl-deoxy-podophyllotoxin synthase. The record is from RefSeq and is a predicted model, not a curated record. Gene Ontology annotation, molecular function: heme binding; oxidoreductase activity, acting on paired donors, with incorporation or reduction of molecular oxygen; iron ion binding. Lineage: Eukaryota; Viridiplantae; Streptophyta; Magnoliopsida; Caryophyllales; Amaranthaceae.